Daldinia vernicosa is the source of this 1297-nucleotide messenger RNA. Its product is annotated as N-glycosylation protein-domain-containing protein. The record is from RefSeq and is a predicted model, not a curated record. Gene Ontology annotation, biological process: cellular response to oxidative stress; protein N-linked glycosylation. Lineage: Eukaryota; Fungi; Ascomycota; Sordariomycetes; Xylariales; Hypoxylaceae. The coding region runs from base 376 to 1149 and encodes 257 amino acids. The transcript is spliced from 3 exons. Gene Ontology annotation, cellular component: endoplasmic reticulum membrane.
CUUUCUACCUUUCUUACUUACCAUUACCACCUACUAUAUAUAAAUCCCAUCUACCUACCACAUACAUAGGUACAUACAACAAAACACACCUAUAUUUAUUACUGUGUAGGUGCAUCUCCCCCCACCAAAAAAAAGAGGAAAAAAAAAAAAAAAAAAAAAAAAGGCACCGAACGCAUUUAUUUAUACGACUUUCGAUAUUUCCAAACGGCCUUUAUCCCCGUUGUCUCGUCUCGUGCUUAAAAACCGCUGCCACUUACCCAUCACAUCACCACUUUCCUAUGGCCCAAGUCGAAUCGAUUACGUGCAACUCGAUAAUAUAUAGGAAAUCAAAUUGGGGGGUUGGGCAGAGGUACCGUCUGCGGGAAGGCCCCUUGAAUGGCCAACCCAAGGCUUAGGAACCCCUCCUCCAGCACAAAUGCUACCGAUCCCACCGAUUCCUCCGAUAUACCUCCCGCUCCAGUCGUAGCUGUUUCCCUUCUGCAGCCUCGCGUCGCCGUCGCUCUCGGCGUACCUAAGCGUUGGCAUCAUACUCUCUCCGCCUGUCGUCUACUCUCUAUCGCCCCUCCUAUACUCUGGGGCCUUCGCUACGCCUUGCGUUUCCUGCUUGCCGAUCUGUUACGCCUGUCCGAGCAAGAUCAUGGCCAUAAUGUUAGUCUUUCCUCCUUGAGGUUGACCGAGACGGCAUUGGCUGUUAUAUGGUGCUACGCCUCUGCAUAUCUUGCCUUCUUUUUUACCGACUGUCUCAUGUCACGCUGGCUUAUCAACUACACGCCUCAAGCGACAGUUGUGCGCCUCUUCACCAUUAGCUGCGCCUUCGCCUAUCUGACGUCGUGGAUCGUAUACCUAGUUGGUGGUUCUCAAGACCCUGGUCUGCUGCUGCCAGCCUGGAUCGGGAUAGCCACCAUCUUAACCCUCUGCUACCACUUCACCCAGCGCAAGAUUAAGAUACGGAAAGAAACAUUUGCCAGUAUCAGCGUCUUUUCUAUAGCAAGCUUUAUUAGCAUGGUUGUCUUGCUAUUACAUUCCCAUUCGACCAGAGCUGGAUAUCAGAACGUCCCGAUAGUUGCUAUAACUAAGCGAGCGUGUCAAAUCGGAGCAUACAUAAUUUUCCGCAUUGUAGGUCUCACUGGGGACUUGGACGGUUUAUGAUAUUGGACAUCAACUUUCUAUUGUUUCGUUGACGUUGUUGUAGCUUAGUGCCGUCGAGAGACGUUAACUAAGCUACACUUCUAUCGGCCUAUCAGGACGCAUAAACGUGUCUAGCCUAGUUGCCGACUUUAGCAAUAAGAUGCUCCAA